AUGGUCAGUAGUUUCUAUGCUGAUAUUGUGCGGACCAACACAGUUAUGGUGGAAUGGCAAAGUUCUAUAUUGGAGAGUACAGGGUCAUAUGUGUCGGCUGAGUCUGUGGCUAUUUCCCUGCUGAAGAAGUUCUCUGAGAAACAGUUACCAAAAGCGUCAGACCUGGAGUGGCUUGUGUCAGAACAAGAUGCUCCACAAGCCUUACUCCCCCUUCCUGACUCCUAUCCCAUCUCACCUGAUGAUGGCGAAAACUCUGAUCUUUUUAGAACAACAAAAAGACCACGUAUCCGAGGCAACUUAGAAUGGGCUCCACCAAGAGCUCAGAUCAUCUUCAACAUUCAGCCGUACAGGAAGCGUAAUGUGAUCCUGGCCAAACAGAACGACCGCUGUGCAGGCUGUGGUAUGAAGGUGGAACCAGGCUAUGUGAAGAGAUUUCGGUACUGCGAAUACUUGGGUAAAUACUUUUGUCAGUGCUGCCACACAAACUCCCUCUGCUACAUCCCUGGUCGCAUUCUACAGAAGUGGGACUUCACGCGAUACGCCGUCUCAAACUUCUCGCGGGACUUGUUAACUAAGCUGUUUGACAACCCUUUGUUUAACCUAGAGGACGUCAACCCAGGCUUGUAUAGGAAAGUGGGAUCGUUGACCGGAGUGAGAGACUUACGUACACAGUUACAUCACCUGGGAAAUUUGCUGAGGAUUUGUAAAUCAGCCAACAGAUUGUAUGAGGACAUACAAAGGUUACCUUCCCACUGGACAGACGAGAGUCAGCUCUACUCUGUGGCAGAUUUGCUCAAGGUUAAGUCAGGAGAGAUGCAGCAUAUUCUGAGGGAUGUCUUUGGGAGAGCCUCGGGUCAUGUGACAAGCUGUGAGUUCUGUCAUGGGAUGGGGUUUAUCUGUGAAUUCUGUAACAAUGCCAAAGAUGUGAUAUUUCCGUAUCAGCUGAACAAGGUCACUCUCUGUGAUGGAUGUAGAGCGUGUUACCACAAGACCUGUUUUGUCCCAGAAAAAUGUCCAAAAUGUGCCAGACUUGAAGCCAGACGACAAAGAUUGCUAAUGGUUACACCUUCCCCUGAACAUGAGCCAUCGCGACAAAACAACGACAACAUAAAACCCAUACUGAGUGAAGGUGACAGCUGAUAUUCACGCAAUUCCAAGCCCACACCAAAAGACCGUUGAGCGCAUUCUUCCAAAUGCUUGUGUGUGAUAUUUGGUACAAAUUUGUGAUAUUUGUAAUACUUUUGUCCGGUGACUUUUUCUACAAGCCACAUGUAAGUGUAGACAAGGUAUCCGACCAAUCUCUAUUGGUGCAGGUCACAAAAAUGACCAGUUGCUGACUUUGCUCAGAAUUGGAUAAAACAGAAAAUGGACCAUACACAAAUGUGCAAUGCAAUGUUGUGAUAUUUUUCUAUGAAACUUUUUUGUUUUUGUUGCUGUUGUUGACAUCAUUUAAUUUGUAUUGCCCAGGAUCUCCCAAUCAGCGUGUAUGUUGGUGAACAUAGGAAAGUGUAUUCUUGCGGCUUUGCAUACUGUAUUUUGAUUGGUAUUAUCUGGUCACGUGAUCAUGACCGAAACGACUGUCUGUUUUCCGGGAUUUUGUUGAGUUGAGAGAUUAUUUGCGUAAGGUGAUUUCUGGUAAAUUUUAUUUAAACCUAUGGAGUAUUUUAGGGAGGAUCCAGGAAUUGGGACCAUUGAUGGCCGUGGUUAUUUCGGCCAAAACCCCCCAAAAAACCAAUGAGGUCAAUGUUAAAUCUUCAUUUUAGAGCCACAGGAACAGCAGCUGUCAUGGUUUCCAGUGUGCUCUGCCCAUCUGCCUUAGCCCUAUGAGUUGCUUAUAAGUUAUAUAAGUAAAACAUUCCUGAGUAAGGCAUAAAACAACAACAGUCAAAUAAAUAAAUCAUUAAAUUAGACAGGUGUCACUGGGACAUUGCUCGGAAACUUUUGGAACACAUUUGUUAAACGGUGCUAUUUUGUACAUGUGUCCUCAUCCAUAUAAGUUAUUUUGCAAACAUUUAUUUAUUUCACUUGCCUUCUAUAAGCAUCCAAAUUAUUAAUGUAAUGACAUAUAUUGUAAGUUAUUGCAUUUGUUUUGAAUCAUCAUCAUUUUGCUUGGUUGAAAUGUUGCAAGUCUGUGUAAAAGGGUUAUGUUUAAUAUUUUUCUUAUCCAUGAAAUCGUUGCUCCCGGUUGCUUCAUAUACAUGUAUGUUACCGAAUCAAAAUAUUUUGUUAUUAGGAACAUGUUGCCAGUCUUUCCUGAUUUAUUCAACCGGUCAGUGGGGGUCAGCUGUUGCUGGGUUUUGUCUGCGACUAGUGAGAUGUUUGUCAGGUACCU
Liolophura sinensis is the source of this 2332-nucleotide messenger RNA. Its product is annotated as run domain Beclin-1-interacting and cysteine-rich domain-containing protein-like. The record is from RefSeq and is a predicted model, not a curated record. Bases 1 to 1140 code for a protein of 379 amino acids. The transcript is spliced from 12 exons. Gene Ontology annotation, cellular component: intracellular membrane-bounded organelle. Gene Ontology annotation, molecular function: phosphatidylinositol phosphate binding. Lineage: Eukaryota; Metazoa; Mollusca; Polyplacophora; Chitonida; Chitonidae.